GCCGCGCCGCCCGCCCGCCCUCCCUCCUUCUUCCUUCCUUCGCUGCUUUGCUCCCCCACAGCGCGGCGGGUCCCGGCGUGAGGCAGUGCGGAGCGCUCCGGUCGCUGCGCAGGGACCCCUCAGAGACAUGGAUGUUGGGGAAGUAUAAGGAUGAUGGUCCGAAGAGAUUUCCUGGCCCUUGCUGAAGCUCUUCUUAGGGAAAUGGUUGAUUGCCGAUGUGAGAGUCUUCCCACACGAGGUGGCUGUUCUGGUAGGAGGGGAGCUCUUGAGGGGACAUCCCUGAUAGCUCUCUAGCCUGCCAAAUUAAGCUGUCUGCUUUCUUGAACCCAACAGAGGACAAGAGCCAGCAAGAAAAGAGUGGGGAUAAAAAGCCUCUGUGGGAACCGAAGAUUUGCACUGGUGCCCUGAGUUGUUUUGGUGGUGAAAGGAACUUGCUAAGCCAGAAGGAUGCGUGAGUAUACUGAAAAGAAGGAAACAUGCGGGACCAUCUGUCUCAAGUACCUGCUUUUCAUCUUCAACUUCUUUUUCUGGCUGGCUGGCGGGGCUGUGAUGGCAGUGGGCAUCUGGACCCUCGCUGAGAAGAGUGACUACAUCAGCCUGCUCUCCUCCAGCACGUAUUCGGCAACUGCCUAUAUUUUGGUCGUAGCAGGUGUAGUUGUCAUGGUUACUGGCAUCCUUGGUUGCUGUGCCACCUUCAAAGAGCGUCGGAAUUUGCUCAGGGUGUACUUCAUAUUGCUGCUGUGCAUCUUCCUCCUUGAGAUCAUUGCUGGAAUCCUGGCCUAUAUCUAUUACCAGCAGCUAAGCAUGGAGCUGAAGCAAAACUUGAAGAACACAAUGACCCAGAAGUACCGGAAAGAGGGAGAAGAGGGUGUUACCAAUGCCGUAGACAAACUGCAGCAGAAGUUCAAGUGCUGCGGGAGCAACAACUACACAGACUGGGCUGACAGCCUGUGGAUCAAAUCUCCAGAGGCCAAUGGACGGAAGGUCCCAGACAGCUGCUGUAAGACCAUAACCGACCUGUGUGGCCGAAGAGACCAUCCUUCCAACAUCUACAAGGAGAAUGGCUGCAUUACCAAGCUGGAAAACUUCAUUCAAGAGCAUCUGAAAAUUAUCGGGGCAGUGGGGAUCAGCAUUGCUUGUGUGCAGAUCUUUGGAAUGAUUUUCACCUGCUGCUUGUACAAGAGUUUAAAGUCGGAACCAUAUUAAGAGCUGCAGGAACUCUGUCAGCUCCCCCUCUGCCACCUCCCUUAGCGCCUGCCAACCUCACCGCCCUCCGCCACCAGCACAGAAGUGUCAGUAACCUGAGGACUUGGCUCUGUAAUGAAAUGCCUCUGGGACCAUGCACUGCCUCACCUGCCCCUUUUGGGGAAAGUCACCCUCCUUGUCGUGCACAAGGCAGGCAGGGGUUCAGUGGGUUCUCUUCAUUGUCGAAAAGCAACUGAGCUGUAGGUCUUCUGCUAGAAGCCUUAGCAAAACAGUCCGUUGAUACAACCAAAGCAAGAUUAUCAAGGCCGUUUCUCUUGAGGCUCUUCCUGAGCCAAAGUGAAGAUAUCAAGAUACUAUACAAGAACCUUAGUUUGCUCUCUGAUAAGUGGCUCGACAGCACCAUGCAUUGACUGUGAGGACAGAUGAUGUUUCUGCACCAAGCUGGAGCCAGGGCUGAGUCUCUCAUAUGAAGAUUUGUCUCUCUCCCCUAAGUGCACACUGAUGUCUUAACACAGCUUUUUUCCAUCUGAGAGGAUGUCUGCUUGGUUGCUUGGGGCAGAAACCGCUCUCCCUUCUAAUUGGGCACGUAACUUGGUGCAACUGAAAUCCUGUCAUGACUCCAUUGCCAAGAUGUGGCUGCCUUAGGAUUGAUCAGCAAUCCUUCCUCUUCUCAAAGCUUUUACCCAACAGUGCCAUUAGGAGCAACAAGAGGCCUUUUGUCUCUAGUGAUUCUACAGCAAAGACACUGAACUCUGUUCUAAUUCUUUUUGAUCUAGUUUGUUGUAUUUAGUGGCUUCCAGUGUGAAUGAGAAAAAUUUUAAUUUUUUUCCUGCCUACUCUCUGCUGAGAUUUGGUGAAGAACUGGUCUGUCUGUGGAGCAGGCUUUUCUUGCUACUCUGUGGCGUAUUCAGUUAGUGGGAAUGUCUUCUCAUGUCUCUUACACACUGAGAGAUGCCCUGGGCCUGAUGGUGUAAUUACAGUCUCCAAACUUGUCUUCCUUGGGCGGGAAAGGAAUAGGUACAAAUGUUGUAUCAGCCUCCAAAGAGUUUGUUAAUCAGCUGAGAACUUUCUGGCUUUAAGGAGACCUGGAAGCCCACUUUCCUGACCCUCUCAGCAGUAACCAGUAUAAUCAGCUUCCCCCCAUUGCCCCAGUGUAUUUGGUAAAUUGGGAGAGCUGGGAUAUGAAUUAACUGUCUGGUUGCUGCGGAGGAAUAGGUUUAAUUAAAUAUUAUCUCUUCAUUGGGAUCCGGGAUAUGUACCGGACAUAGACAUAACUGCUUCUUUUUCAGGGGCUAUGGAUCAUGAUGCCAAUAGGAUCUUAACCUGAAUUCACGGGAACUUCUGUGCCACUCCCAUCCUGGGGAUUUGGGUUGUUUUUUUCCUAAUUGUCCCGGAAAGGGUGUAGAGUUCUCUUCAGUAAGUCUGCCCAGUAAAGCUAGGGUCUUGUUUUCACCUGCCUGAUAUGCCUGUUACACCUAUGAAGAAGAACGGGCUGUGGAGCUUUGGGGUUUCUUCUUUAAGCAGUUGAGACAAGCCCUUUCAUAAACAAAGCAAGUUAUUCCCUUUCUUGGGCUUUUAGUGGCACAGGCUGAGCCCUGUCCCUUGGCAGCCGAACAGUUAACGUUCACAAAAUCAGCCAGUUUCCCAAAGGGUCUUGCAGCAUUGUGGAGGUUUUGAUUCACAGAGUAGAAACCUUGGGCUGGCUCCUGCAAGGGGGCUAAUGGGUGACAAGUUAAAAUUCAGAGCAGGUGAAUCUGAAACUCCCAUGUUGGCAUCCACACCAUGAAAUAAUCCUUAGUACUAAUGCAGAGAGGUGGAGGAGCUCAGGUGUAUCCUUGUUCCCAAGGCAAAGGGAAAGAGGGGAAGGAAAUCUAAAUUAUUGCAUAAUGAUCUAAAGGAGAGAUCUCUAAAUUAUUUCUUAUUUUAUAUUCAAGUUCCUGACAAGUAUUGACUACUAACUAAGAGGAAAAUAUUAAGCAUGUUGCUUGAAGCAAUAUUUCUAGUUUCUCAAGCAUAUCUUCAUAGCUGCCUUUGCCCAUUCCCUUCAAAUAUGUUGUACAGGGGUGGGAGAGGCCAGGAAGAGUGAGAUAUGACAGUAUAUUGGCUUGUGUCCAUUGAGUUGUUUUAUACUUUUUCUCUGUGUAAUAAUAUUCAAUGCUUUUUUUCUUUUUUUUAACCCAGUUUAAGUUGCUGGCCAAUAGAAAAAUAAAGCUUAAGAUUCUA
This is a messenger RNA of Dromaius novaehollandiae (emu), 3429 nucleotides long. RefSeq names its product CD151 molecule (Raph blood group) (gene CD151). Bases 448 to 1206 code for a protein of 252 amino acids. Gene Ontology annotation, cellular component: plasma membrane. The record is from RefSeq and is a predicted model, not a curated record. Gene Ontology annotation, biological process: cell migration. The transcript has 10 exons. NCBI's taxonomy places the organism in Eukaryota, Metazoa, Chordata, Aves, Casuariiformes, Dromaiidae.